This is a messenger RNA of Drosophila willistoni, 1794 nucleotides long. It is a transcript of the gene SerRS, whose product is annotated as serine--tRNA ligase, cytoplasmic. NCBI's taxonomy places the organism in Eukaryota, Metazoa, Arthropoda, Insecta, Diptera, Drosophilidae. The record is from RefSeq and is a predicted model, not a curated record. Gene Ontology annotation, biological process: seryl-tRNA aminoacylation. Gene Ontology annotation, molecular function: tRNA binding; serine-tRNA ligase activity; ATP binding. Gene Ontology annotation, cellular component: cytosol. Bases 90 to 1598 code for a protein of 502 amino acids. The transcript has a single exon.
AACACUAGAAAACACUCGACUGACGCAAAACCUUCGCCACGUUGUGUAAAACGCCGACUAAGUUAAAGGACCCAAAUAACUAGCUGAAAAUGGUAUUGGAUUUGGAUCUAUUUCGCAGCGACAAGGGAUUCAAUCCCGACGCUGUGCGUGAUAACCAAAAGAAACGCUUCAAAGAUGUCGCUCUCGUGGAGACGGUCAUCUCAAAAGAUACGGAAUGGCGACAAUGUCGCCAUCGGGCCGACAAUCUGAAUAAGGUGAAAAAUGUCUGCAGCAAGGUUAUUGGGGAAAAGAUGAAGAAAAAGGAACCAGUGGGUGCCAUGAGCGAGGAAUUGCCAGCUGCUCUAUGCGAAAAUCUUACGGAAAUUGUUGCCGAAACAUUGCAGCCCCUGACCGUGAGUCAGAUUAAACAGCUGCGUAUCGUCAUCGAUAAUGCGAUGGUGGAUAAUCAAAAAUCCUUGGAAGUGGCAGAGCAGACCAGAAAUACAGCCCUACGGGAGGUGGGCAAUCAUCUGCAUGAAUCGGUGCCCGUUUCGAAUGAUGAAGAUGAAAAUAAAGUGGAACGCACCUACGGAGAUUGCGAGAAACGAAGCAAAUACUCUCAUGUCGAUCUGAUUGUUAUGAUCGACGGCAUGAACAGUGAGAAGGGAGCAGUGGUAUCUGGUGGACGUGGUUAUUUCUUGACAGGACCAGCAGUAUUUCUUGAACAGGCGCUAAUACAGCAUUCCCUGCAUUUGCUCUAUGCCAAGGAUUAUGUGCCCCUGUACACGCCAUUCUUUAUGCGCAAAGAAGUGAUGCAAGAGGUGGCCCAACUCUCGCAAUUCGAUGAGGAACUCUACAAAGUGGUGGGCAAGGGCAGUGAAAAAGCCGAGGAGGCUGGCACGGAUGAAAAAUAUUUGAUUGCCACCUCAGAGCAACCGAUUGCCGCCUAUCAUCGGGAUGAAUGGCUGCCAGAGGCUUCGCUACCCAUCAAAUAUGCUGGUUUGUCCACAUGCUUCCGGCAAGAGGUUGGCUCCCAUGGACGCGAUACACGCGGCAUUUUCCGUGUCCAUCAGUUCGAGAAAGUGGAACAGUUUGUAUUGACAUCACCGCAUGACAAUAAAUCCUGGGAAAUGAUGGAUGAGAUGAUUGGCAAUGCCGAGCAGUUCUGUCAAUCUCUAGGCAUUCCAUAUCGUGUGGUUAACAUUGUCUCCGGUGCCCUCAAUCAUGCUGCAUCCAAGAAACUCGAUCUGGAAGCCUGGUUCGGCGGCAGCGGUGCCUAUCGUGAACUCGUCUCCUGCUCCAAUUGUCUAGACUACCAGGCACGUCGUCUCCUUGUGCGUUAUGGCCAAACCAAAAAGAUGAAUGCAUCCGUCGACUAUGUCCACAUGUUGAAUGCCACUUUAUGUGCAGCCACUCGUGUGAUUUGUGCCAUCCUCGAGACACAUCAAACGGAAACGGGCAUCAAAGUCCCGGAACCACUAAAGAAAUUCAUGCCGGCCAAGUAUCAAGAUGAGAUUCCAUUCGUUAAGCCAGCUCCCAUUGAUCUAGAGCUGGCGGCAGCAGCUGAAAAACAAAAGGGCAAAAAGGACAAAGGCAAAAAGGAUCCAGCAGCUGCUUAAAUUCCUAAUAGUCUAGAAUGAAUGCUUAAUUAAGCUUGCGAUGUUCUCUUAAUAUUGUUAACUUAUCAAAAUGACUCAAAAACAAAACAAAAAAACAAAUAUUUCUAUGGCAUUUAUAUAAAAACAAAUAACCUUUUUUUAAAAUUUAAUUAAAACAAGCUGCGCUUCAACAAACAAGAACAAUAACUAAAGGAAA